Molecule: messenger RNA, 3016 nt
Organism: Fonticula alba
Lineage: Eukaryota; Rotosphaerida; Fonticulaceae
Exons: 1
Coding region: 966-1433 (155 amino acids)
Source: RefSeq, a predicted model, not a curated record
AAGACGCAGAUCACCAGCUUUCCUUUCUUUUGUUGUUGUGUCCACGUCCGAGUGGUGACCCUCUCGGGAGGGAAGGCGCUGGGUGGUUCAGCGGGGGCCCUCAUCGGUCCCUCAGAAUCACGCAUCAGAACCGGAGUGUUUCAGAGUGUCCAGCUCCCGAGUCUUUCGAGGGGGGAUUCUCAUAUCGUCUGCAUGGCAGACGUUUCCACCCUUGAGGCUUGCCCUCAAGUUCGAUGACGUUGUUGGAUUUCGGGCAUUCCGCUCGGAACAUCGUGUGCGCCUUCAAGCCUGGCUGCUUAUUUGGCGUCUUGUCCCGAUCAGAGUGGGCAGAGGAACCACCCAGUCUCCUGGGCGGAUGUCGUGCCUGCGCGUCUUGGCCGUGCGGGCCCCUCAAUGCCUUUCCCUGCCUCCUUCUCGAGGCGCUUCUUUACUUCUACGAGAGAACCUCCGGGGCGAGCUCUUGGUUUUAGGGGAGCAGGGACAUUGGGGAAGUGGCAUCAUGCUUCCCAUGGACCAGGAGGUGAGGGCUGAGCCCCAGCGAGGUCGGGCACGCAUUGUGCGCCUGCACUGCUCGAGAGAUGGCUUCCUCGAUGUCGAUGGUGUCAUCCUCUGCCACGAUGGUUGCGAGCUUUGCCUCAAUAGAGCGGAUUCCCCCCUCUGCCGUGCCAUUGGAUGGCGCCCUACACGCUGCCGAGCGUACAUGUACGAUGUCUUGUCCCAUGAGGAAUGAUAUGAACUCUACCGAGGUGAAGAGAGCAUCGUUGUCAGAGAUGAGGACUCGCGGAGAGAAGGGGGCGAUCACUUCCUCCAGGAGUCUCUCCUUGACCAUCCGAGAGGUGAUGCGGCCUUCAAACGGGAUAGCCAUGACAUAGCGAGUCAGGACAUCCACGACGAUCAGGCACUUGAGUUUCUUCCUUGGGUCCUGUUUGAUCCGGAACUCGGUAAAGUCGAUCGCCACGCAUUGCAUGGGACCAUCCGAGUGGGAGUUGUUCCCAGUGUUAUCAGCGGACGGCUCGAUGGGGGGGAGCUUGCCAGGUGCUCCCGAAUCCUCGUCAUCCCGGCGGGGGCGCUGGGAUGCCUGUGAAGGGGGGUCAGGCGAGCGAGACCGCCUACGAGAGCGCACGCCCCCCGGCCCGUUCCUCCACCCUUCGGUCCUGGCGCCCGGAGCUCCCUGGCUCCGUGUGGCGACCGAUCGGGGACCCGUGGGCUCCUCAAUGUCGAGCCGGACAAUGUGUCGGCGCAGCUCGUGGAAUCUUCCAGAAACCGAUGCCUUCUGGAACAUAGCCCGGAGUUCCUUCGCGCGGUUUGCGUCCGCGCGCUGGCGAAUGUCGACCCGAUCGAGCCUGGGGUCGAUGUCCUUCGGACCCGCCGGGUCUAGAAAGUCGUACCCGGCAAGCAUCAUCGCGAGAGACACCUCCUCCCGGUCAAAGUAGUCAUGCAGCUCCUCGACCACUUGCUCCUUAGUGAGGUCCAGUCCGGCCGCGCCGAUGCACCACGCAGUCAGUUCGACUACCAGUGACGGGCUGGCCAUCAGGGCGCCCCAUCUGCGCAGUGCAUAGUUGAGAAUCUUCUGGUGGGAGCAGCGGACGAUCGAGCCCAGGUAGGCUUGCAUGACGAUCGUGGCUUCGGGAACAUUCUCAGGAAUGUCGUGGUGAGUCAAUUCCUCCAGCAGGGAGAACACCUCCUCCGUGGUCCAAGCCUGCAGGACCCCGUUGAGCAACAUGAAGUUGAGCAUGAAUUGGCGCAGAGCCAGCCGGCCAGGCUCGUGGAGGUCUGAGGGUAGUUUGAGUCCCACGACUCGGAUGGGAGUUUCGCGCUUGGCCUCCUUCGGGGCGGGCGUCAGCGCCUUCAAGAACUUUCCAACGUUCUCGGGAGUGAUGUUCAAACGCCUGACCGUCGAAGGGCCGCCAGGCGGCCGCAGGAGACUGCGAGCCUCCUGCUGGGCAAGAUAGAGCGGACUCUUCUCGUCGGGGAGAUCCAUGGCAGCCCCGGCCAUUUCGGCCGUGCCCAUGGUGACCCCGGGGCCGGGCCUCUUGCCGGGGUCCUCCCAGAGCUCGGAGAAUGCCGAAACAACCUCGGGAUCCUUCAGCAGCAGCUGCGCGCCCGGAAAGAUUGGCUCACCUUUCCGCAAAAGAUCCACGACUACGGGGUAGUACUGCUCCCCAUAGCGCUCGGCAGCCCGCGUCGCCACUUCGUGGCGCUUCUGGUUGCUUGGCAAGAACUCCAAGGCCAUCUCUCGCAUGCCCUCCAGCGCUGAGGGACCAAAGAUGGAGUCCUGGAAUUGCUGGGAGAGGUCCGGAGUGAUGCAGAUCCUGGCAAUCUCCGCAUCUGAGGCUCGCCGCGAGCCUGGCACCCUGUUCCGAAAAGCUUGAAUUAGGGUGCUGGAGGAAAGGAAAAGUGUGACGUACGCGUCGGCAAAUCGAUCACUCGUGAACAGACGGUUCGCUUGGUUCAUGCUGACCACCAGGGCGAAUACCGCAUGGACGAUCAGCACUCUCGGCUCUUCCUGGAUCCGGGGCCUCCACAGACCCGGCAGGGUCCCAAUGUCCUGCGACGGGUCAGCAGCGUACUGUAGGAUGAUGGAGAGAAGGGCACAGGCAUCAUCCACCUCGGGCAUCUCGAAGUGAGCCGCGCUGGCAUGGAUCUCCACGUCGCCAAAGCGGAUGAGGGUGGCCUGCGGUCCCUUCACGGCGGACUCCUCGGUGUCGCGUCGGAAGGUGAAGUUGGGGAGCGACAUCUCAGCUAGUAUCCCGGUCGGCCACAAUGUAUGUGGCAGAGUACGAUCGCUGCCUAAGUGAAGCGCAGCGGUGUGGUCCCCGGGUAGGGGAUCGGGCAACGCGUGGAUGAACGGCAACGUGUGUAUGUCUCUGGUGGAUGCAAGGGAAAAUAUGCAAUCGGCAGCGAUGCAGGCGCAUCGGUGGACACAGGGCGAGGGCCGCCGCCUUAUAUACCGAGGCUGUGGCACUCGCACAAGCGUUGGCAGUCGUCAGGAUCACGGGCCGUGUCACGAGCGGGG